AUUUUGGGGGAGUAUGUCAUUUUUAUAGAUUUUGAUAUCAAAAAAGGGAGCGAAACUUUUGAGUUUCCCUCUUUGAAAGAGUGCAUAUAGAAAUUAUUUCCAUUUCCCGUCAGAAAUUUCCAAUCUCCAGCACAAUGAAAUUCAAAGCAUUUUUAACAGAAACCGGCGUAAACCUACUCGAAAAACGCUUCAUCCCCUCCCUAGAAAAAACCUCCAAAACCUGCCACCUCUACUUCACAAAAACCCACACACUCUUCCUCCACAACCUCCUCAACGGCGACGGAAUCCAAUCCAUAGCACAAUUCAACAACCAAAUCCUCUUCGACGACUACCGGAUCUCAAGCCAAAACGACGAUCGAAUCGCCUUCGUUAUCGAUCUCUCGCUUCUCCUCCGUGCGCUUCGUAGUUCCGUUGCUAUCUGUUCCGAUUAUUCUGCCGCUGUUCCUAACCGUCUUCAGAUUAAGCUUGUUAAGAAACUUUCUCAGAACUCUAGUAUUGCGGCGCCGUUUCUUACUUUUGAAACGCGCGGGUUUAAAUCGGCUGUUGUUCAGGAUAUUCCUAUUUCGAAACCGUUGUCUAGGGCUCAGGUUGUUGAGCUUCAGAAUGCGCUUGAUAUGGCUCAGGAUAUUCCUCAAACGCUUAUCCAGGUGCCUGAUUUGAAUCAGUUGCUUAACUUAGUGGAUCGUAUGAAACAUGUGGGUGAUGCGGUGGAUGUGUCAAUAAGUAAGUAUGGGGAUUUAAGUGUACAGGUUUCAACCACAUUGAUCAGCCUUGGAGCCGAGUUUCGAAAGCUGUUGGUAAUCGGAGAGCAAGCAAAUGCUCCAGCAGAGGAUCAAAAUCUCAGUGCUCAGACUAGAUCCUCAAGGUCUAUUUCAAGAGGAGAUGCUCAAUCAGUGCAGGUGAGUGUGAAGCACUUCGCCAAGAGUCUGCAAUGUCACUUGGCUAAACCUGAUUGUGCUUUCUAUGGGAUUGCUCCCCAGGGAAGUUGUUUGACAGUGAUAUUCCAAUUCUUCAUCCCCGGUACCCGUCAAACUGAUAAAUCAAUCAGCUAUCAUUGCAGGCUUCCUGUACUUGACCCUGGUGCUGGUUAAAAUCCAACUCUAUUAACUGUGUAAAUUCGGUUUUUUAUGAGCUUAAACAGAAUAUCAUACAUUCUGGUUUGAUUUGUUGUAUUCAAGACCAAGUUUAUGAUACAUCAAUUUAACUAUUAACUUGUAUGACUUAGCAAAUACUAUGGCAAUAUAACUUGCCGUUUCUUCUCUUUAUUGCAUAUAAUAUCAACUAUUUUAAGAAUCA
This is a messenger RNA of Lathyrus oleraceus (garden pea), 1296 nucleotides long. RefSeq lists its product as uncharacterized. Lineage: Eukaryota; Viridiplantae; Streptophyta; Magnoliopsida; Fabales; Fabaceae. The record is from RefSeq and is a predicted model, not a curated record. Gene Ontology annotation, biological process: mitotic DNA replication checkpoint signaling; nucleotide-excision repair; meiotic DNA integrity checkpoint signaling. The transcript has 2 exons. The coding region runs from base 135 to 1091 and encodes 318 amino acids. Gene Ontology annotation, cellular component: site of double-strand break; checkpoint clamp complex; nucleolus.